This is a messenger RNA of Nicrophorus vespilloides, 1010 nucleotides long. RefSeq names its product magnesium-dependent phosphatase 1-like. The record is from RefSeq and is a predicted model, not a curated record. The coding region runs from base 324 to 740 and encodes 138 amino acids. Gene Ontology annotation, molecular function: acid phosphatase activity. Lineage: Eukaryota; Metazoa; Arthropoda; Insecta; Coleoptera; Silphidae. The transcript is spliced from 3 exons.
AAUUCAGUAGAUGAUCAUCAAUGCUAUCCAUAUGUUUAGCUACAUAUUUCCACAUAUUACAGUAUAAUUGAUAGCACAAACUAACAGUGACAGCAGAAAUAAAAGGUUCAAGAUUUCUGCAGCAGUGAUUCUUAACCAUUGGGUCUUAGUUUCAAAAAGUUAAGAACCACUGAUCUAGUCCUGAUAUUGACCAGACUUGUUCAGCAUUUCCCAUUGGUUGAGCAGGCUUAAAUGCAAAUGCGCGACAAAUAAACAGUUGCCAAUGGGUGCUGUAGAGACGAUCAUAAAAACUUCUAAGAAUUAUAAAAUGAAAUAGCAUAAACAUGAUUUUCAGAGAGGAAAACAAUGCAGAAAUUACUUCAGGUGAAGUUUUGGAUGCCCACGCGCAGAAAGUUAAACAUUAUCCGGAAGUGCCAAGAGUGCUGGAGACGUUGAAAAGGCAAGGGUACAUCUUAGGUAUCGCAUCCAGAACCGGAGAAAUUGAUGGAGCAAAUCAACUACUCCAAUUAUUCAACUGGGAUAAAUAUUUUACAUACAAACAAAUCUACCCAGGUUGCAAAGUGAACCAUUUCAAUAAGAUAAGAAAAGACUCGGGCAUCGAGUUCGACGAGAUCAUAUUCUUCGACGAUGAACAGAGGAACAUACAGGAUUUGACGAGGAAGGGCGUCAUGUCGGUGUUGGUAAAGUCCGGAGUAAAUGCGAAGGUCGUGGACGAUGCCAUCGCGAACUUCGGCAGCUGAAGACUUCGCAGAUUUAUUGCUCAGCACGAGUUUAGUAAUAAUAAUAUAAAAGCAUCAUUUAUUAUUCACACAAAAAAAAACAACACUAAUAUCUGCAUUCACAAAAUAAAUCUGUACAAUAAUUACAAUAAUAUAUUAUUUAUAUCAAAAAAUACAAUUCACACAGAAAAUCACAAGGUUUCUUCUCUUACUAGAAUAUAAUCAAUUGUCAAUAAGCUUUGUAACCUUAACAUUAUAUUCGUUUUAAAAAAAUAUAUGUAUAUCAGACUA